CGCGAUUCUUAGGAAGGAAGAAUAAACCAAUCACACGAAGAAGCCGAUUCCUCACGGGAAUCCCUGUGCGCAAGGUUUGGUUUAAAAAUGAGGCGCCGCCUUGCACUUUCUUCAUCAGAGGGAUCUGGGAACAGGACAGCACCACCAGCACUGCGCUCCCGAGACAAGCUGAGACGCGUCUGUGUGCAUUUGCUGGGCGUUCUCCACCAGUGCUUGUGUGCCAGUGUUAAUUUUUAUCUGAACGCCUUCUUCAACUGAAGCAUCCGAGCGGCGAUCGCUGUUUCCGGAGCUGAAACUUCAAGGCGACUGACUGGCCAGCUCGGCCGCCAGACUAGAGGCGGCUGCACCGGUCUGGAGAUUGGAGGUGGCUAGAGUCACGCUUCUUGCCACGUUGCCCCAGGGCGGACAGAGACGAGGAGGGUCAGAGAGAGAGAGAGUUGCGGGACUGCCAGGGAUGGCACCUUGCGAGAACACCACCACCUUGCACACGGGCGGCAAAGUGGUGAGCAGCACUUUGCUCUUCACCGCUGGGCUGAUCGGUAACAUUAUCGCGCUGGCCAUCCUGUACAAACACAAGAAGGAAACGCGCCAUGUGAGCGUCUUCUACAUUCUGGUCACCGGGCUAGUGGUGACCGACCUCCUGGGCAAGUGUCUGAUCAGCCCGGUGGUCUUCGUGUCGUACGCCACCAACCUCACCUUGAAAGCCCUUCCCCAGCACGACGGGCUCUGCGACUACUUCUCCUUCAGUAUGUCCUUCUUCGGCCUGGCCUCGAUGUUCUUCUUGUUUACCAUGGCCCUGGAGUGCUGGCUGUCCAUCAGCCACCCUUUCUUUUACGAGGAGCACUUCACCAGGCGCCGGGUGGUCAUCGUCUUCCCCGCCGUGUACCUGUGCAGUCUGUUGAUCUGCUCCCUGCCCUUCAUGGGGCUGGGCACCACCAAGCAAUACUGCCCCGGCACUUGGUGCUUUUUCAACAUGGCCAGGGACGGGAAGAACUCGGUGUCCUUCUCGGUGCUGUACGCCACGCUGAUGGCUAUCCUCGUCGGCGCAGUGCUGGUGUGCAACACCUCGGCGGCUGUCAACUUGACUAAGAUGUUCAAGCAGCAGAGGAAACGGAGCAACUCCAGCCUGAACGGCAGCCGCGCCAGGCACUUCGCACACUACCAGGAGCUCGACAACCUCAUCCUGCUAGUCCUCAUGAACGUAAUCUUCCUCAUCUGCUCCCUGCCUCUCACGAUUCGCGCAUAUAUUGGUGCAUUUGCUCCUGACAACAGUGAUGAAGACGACUUGACUGCACUAAAGUUUGCUUCGGUGAAUUCAAUCGUUGAUCCAUGGGUUUUCAUCAUUUUCAGGACAUCCUUUUUCCGGAAACUUAUUUUUGCAUGUUGCAAAGAUUCUGCCCAAUCGUGAACUUAGAGUCAGUGAUUGUUAUUGAAAAUGAAUACUUGACAAAUGAAAUAUUUAACCGCCUUGCUAUUUGAUUUCAUAAAUUAGAAAAAAAUGUAAUGCUUCAUUUGCAACAAGGAAGAGUCAACAAAAUUCAAUAAUAAUGGCAUUGCAUUUAGCAUGGUGAAGACAUGCACAAUAAUUUGAAAAGCUUUUAAAGUUCUAUUCUUUCUCAAAAUGGAGCAAAGGAAGCCAAGAUUAAGAUUCAUACAGUUUAUAUAUGCUUGUAACAUUCUAGUCAGAGGUUUCAAACUAUGAUCCCAUGUUUUCAUGUUUGGAUACGUGCCUGUGGUUUGUAUGCUUGCUACUGAUUUCUGAUGCCUCCAGCAUGAAGCUGUACAACGUCAAGAAUAAUACAUUCAAUGGACAACGUUCAUCUAUGUUCUUAAUUGGAUGGAUGGCAUUGCUUUAGAUCUGCAUGAAUCGCGACGUCAACUUGUUUACUCCAGCACAUGGAUUUAAUUAUCCGCAUGAGAAAGAUAAUUGAAGCUUUACUGGUUCGAAUUGGAGAUUUGUGUGGAAUUGUGAAGCGAUUUAGUGGGGCGCUAAAGGCGGUGGAAAUCCAGCAAAGUAUGUUCUGCAGGAUUUUCCAGAUAUUGUGGUCAAAACUGGACAUCAAUGCGGCGCGGUGAAACUUUAACAUAGCCGUUAUCUUUCACUUUGUGGACUGGAAUAUCCCUCACCAUACCAUUGCUAACAAGUCAGGGAAAUCAAUGAAUGCACAAGGCAUGCCGGGAACAGUAUCAGGCAUACCUGACACUGAAAAAAAAAUUUGAGGUGCGAUCGUGAAGAUGCAAUGCAGGACAAUAUGCAUGCUAAGUUGCAAAAAAUGGCAUGCAAUGGACAGAGCAAAUCUAUACCAUGUCUGAUGGAUCAAAUGAAAAUCUGCAGAACCACCACAUCUAAUCAUGGACAAUUAAACGGGGGAGGAGGAGGAGCAACUACAAAUAUUUCCAUCCUCUACAAUGCCAGUGCCCACCCUUCACAUGUUAUUCGCAAGCCAGAAGUGCCGUGGAAAUCUGCCAAGUGUUUCCUGUUCACAAAAGCAGAUGAAAUCAAAGCUGGCUAUUUCUAGACUAAUCAGUCCAAUCAGCAAUGUAAUGGACGGUGUUAUUGAUCAUGCUGUCUAGUUGCACUUACUUUCCAAUAAUCUGCCUAUCCAUGCCCCAUUGAGGCAUUUCAUUGAGACCGCUUGCCUCCAACCUUUGUUCAAAUAUAGAUCACCACAUUUAAUUCCAGAGAUGAGAUGAGUGAAUGUCCUUGAACAACAAGACAGCAUUUGACCAAGUGUAGCUUUACAAAGCCCAGGUCAAACUGAAACCCAAGAGCAUCAAGGGCACGACUGAAGUCAAUGAGUGUCGAGGGAAAAACAGUUGAACUGUUACAGUUAUACUUCUUUAAGAAUAUGGUUGUGGAGUUUGAAGGUCUAUCAUGCUGGCCCCAAAAUAUCAAUGCAGGAGGAAUUCUGGGCAAUGUCCAAGGCCCAACAAUCUUCAGCUUUUUCAUCAAUUACUUUCUUUUCCAUUAGUCAGAAGUGGGGAUAUCCAUUGUCGAUGGCACAGACCUCAAUUACAUCCUCAACUCUUCAGAAAAUCUACACGAUAGAAAAACAUAGACCAAUGUGUGGCAAGUAAUAUUCCUGCCACAAACAUGCAGGCAAUGACUACCUCCAACAAAAGAGGGUUCUAUCAUCAAUCCUUGACAUUCAAUUGAAUUAUCAUUGCAGGUUCACUCAGGAGCAAUAUCUUGGAGGUCAUCACUGACCACAAACUUGACUGGACCAGUCACACAAAUACAGUAUUGUAUCUACAAAAGUAGGUCAGGCACUGGGUAUUAGUAAAGUGACUCUUCAUCUGACACUUAUCAAACAUCUAGAAGAUACAAGUCAGGAGCACAGUGGAGUACUCUCCUGAACCCAAGAAUCUCAACACUAGUUGCUGAUCUGUGCCUCAUCAACAGCCUUAAACAUCCCUCCACUGCCAGGGCACUGUUACAGCUGUGUGCACAAAUAGCACAACAGUUUCUUGCCUAAAUUAUACUGACGGCAUCUUCCUAAUAUUCACGCCAUGCCUUCAAGAAGGACAAGGGCAGGAGCCGGAUUGUAAAGCCACCAGUGGGUCCCUCUCCAAGUUUCACAGCACCCUGACUUGGAAAGAUAUCACCGUUUUCCCUUUGUGGCAGUGUUUAAUUCCUGGAACUCACUACUCAACAGUAUUGUAGAGGUACCUUCACCUGAAGGGACUGUAACGGUUCAAGAAGAAUACACCUCCCGAUCCUCCCCACCCCCAUUUUGUCGAGGAUAAUUCAGGAAGGCCCAUACAUUAUGGCCAUGCUGACCAUCCUAAUAAAUGAUUUGUUUUUUAUUAUGCCCUAUAUCAGGGAGUAGAGGCAUUGAGUACUGUCACCAUUCGUUUGGUUGGACUCCAGAACUCCAAUUUUUCAUGGGGAAAGUUGGACACUAGUUGCUUUAAAACUUUGUAAUGUUCAAAAUGUUUACAUCUGUGGACAUAUUAAUGAAAGAACCGACUGUGAAAUGAUGUUCAAUUUUGUUACGAUAUUCUGUGAGUUGAUGACAAUGAAUUCCUUUGCAUGUGGUUUUAAAAAAUCUGAAUAUUUCACAAAAUAUGUUAUAUUAUGCAUGUACUUACUGUGAUUAUGUGUUCUGCCUCAAAAUUCCCCAUCCUUCUGAAAUGUUACAUUGUGCUGUGCGAACUCUUACACUAGCUCGCUAGCAAGGCCAUUCUUUAUGUGAUAGCUCAAAUGCUUGAGCAUUUAUUGUAAGGGGACCAGAGCACAAGCAAAACCUGUCCUUAACCAACACUGACAUUAUUCAGGUGGGUACUGUGAUGUGGUUACAAAACCUAAUUUUCUCAUCUGAGCCUAUGUGUUGGGAGAUUUACUGUAACAUCUCCACUCUUACUCUCACUGAAGUAGCCUAAGAAGUCAUGAAGAUCAGCUACUGAGUCUCAAUGAAUUAGAAAGUAGUGAAGGUAAAACACUGAGUCAUUUGACAGCUUGCAAAGCGGACAGUUCUAAACUGAAGGCACAUGAGACUGAAGAUACUGGAAUCUGAAGUAAAAAAAAAGAACAGUGCCACUGAAAGAGCUCUGUGGGUCAG
Molecule: messenger RNA, 4562 nt
Organism: Amblyraja radiata (thorny skate)
Lineage: Eukaryota; Metazoa; Chordata; Chondrichthyes; Rajiformes; Rajidae
Product: prostaglandin D2 receptor-like
Exons: 2
Coding region: 455-1408 (317 amino acids)
Biological process (GO): G protein-coupled receptor signaling pathway; positive regulation of cytosolic calcium ion concentration; inflammatory response
Cellular component (GO): plasma membrane
Molecular function (GO): prostaglandin D receptor activity
Source: RefSeq, a predicted model, not a curated record